Sporothrix brasiliensis 5110 is the source of this 1014-nucleotide messenger RNA. RefSeq lists its product as uncharacterized. Gene Ontology annotation, cellular component: cytoplasm; mitochondrion; membrane. The record is from RefSeq and is a predicted model, not a curated record. Bases 1 to 1014 code for a protein of 337 amino acids. The transcript is spliced from 2 exons. NCBI's taxonomy places the organism in Eukaryota, Fungi, Ascomycota, Sordariomycetes, Ophiostomatales, Ophiostomataceae.
AUGACCGCUGGUCUGCUGUCGCGUGCCUUUUGGCGGCCACAGCCGAUGCGCCCGGCGCCUGGGCGCAACCUGAGUCAACUCGCCGCGGCCAAGCCGCAACCUCUUUUCCCUUUUCGGUUCCGCUUACAGAACGGCCUCCCACGGCCAUCACGACGGACACAGACGACACAGACGACACAGACGACACAGACAGCAAAGUCGGGGCAGACCCAACAGCAGCCCCGUGAACCACGCACGGCCAAAGUCGAAGCGCUCCCGGAGGCCGAGACGCACAAGAGCCUGCCGUCGCCCGGUCCGCCCAAGGACGACCCCAUCCCGCUUCCCAGCAACGUCACACCUCUCCCGAUGUGGCAGCGCCUGGGCCCACUGACCUGGGCGGCCGACUCGUACGGGCGCGCCCAGCGGCGACGGCCCUAUGUGACGCAGCUCUGCAGCGCGCUCGUCAUUGCGCUGUGCGCCGACAUGUCUGUGCAGCGCAUGAACCGGGAGGCGCCGUACGACCCCAAGCGCACUGCGCGGUCGUUGGUGAUUGGGGCGAUCUCUGCCAUUCCGGGGUACAAGUGGUUCGUCUACCUUGCGCAAAACUUCAACUACGGGUCGCGUGCCCUCUCCCUCCUCGUCAAGGUCUCCAUCAACCAGGUCGUCUUCACGCCCAUCUUCAACACGUACUUUUUCGGCAUGCAGGCGCUGCUGGCCGGCGAGUCCCUGCAGCAGUCGUGGGAGCGCGUGCAGCAGACGGUGCCCACCAGCAUGUACAACUCGCUCAAAGUGUGGCCGGCCGUGACGGCCUUUAGCUUCACCUUUGUGCCGCUCGAGUACCGCAGCAUCUUUGCGGGCGUCUUUGCCGUCGGCUGGCAGACGUACCUCAUGUACCUGAACCGCAAGGCCGAGAACGCCCAGGGCACGGCCGGCGAGGGCGUCGCAACAACAGCCAUUGCAGCGCAGAGUGAGCCUCCGGCACAGUCGGCCAUCGGUGCGUCAGCGGUUGCAGCAUCUCUUGCGGCCAAGCCAUAG